This is a messenger RNA of Paramecium primaurelia, 656 nucleotides long. NCBI's taxonomy places the organism in Eukaryota, Ciliophora, Oligohymenophorea, Peniculida, Parameciidae. The record is from the annotation of a GenBank genome assembly.
AUGUCUGAAGUAUUCAGUAGUUAUGAAAUUGAAUUUGAAAAAUAUUAGUAAUAAAUUUGUUAAUUGAUACGAUAAACACAAAUUAAUAAAUCAGAUGAAACUUUAAAUGAGAUAUCUUAAGUUUUUAGUGACUUGUAGAAUUGUGUAAAAAUUAUAUUUUAUUUGUAUAGUUAUAAUAAAUGGAUAUAGAAUCAGCUAGUAUUGCAGUCUCUGAUAGAUAAGAAUUAAAAAGCAAAGUGAAAAGAUAUAAAUCAGAAGUUGAAGCAUUAAAAAAAUAAUUUAGAAUUAUUCAAGAUGAAGUUUCAUCACAAAAAACUAAAGAUUCUUUAUUUGGUGAAUAGGAUAAUCAAUAAAUACAAUUUAUAAAUACUUAAGAUAAAUUAAUCAAAUAAACAUUAUAAUUAGAAGAUGCAAAAAAAGUUUGUUUUGAGAUUGAAUCAAUUUCUAAUAAUAUAUAAGUCCAAUUAAAAAAUCAAUCUGAUGUAUUAGAUAGAAAUAUCAAUAAAAUGCCAGAAAUUUAAUAUGAUUUAGGAGAAUCAAAUAGUCGAUUAUCAAGAAUUAAAUCAAAAAUGAGAGAACAUAAAAUAAUAUUCCUAAUUGUUUUUGCCAUAUUUUUGACUGGUAUUUCUAUUGUUUUAGUAUAUAAAUAUGCUUGA